CUGUUCUCUGAGCUGGAUUGAACCAUUGGGAAACAGAUCCUUCUACAGAGUAGAAUGGACUGGUGGCAAUAUCAAUGRCAGUCAGAAUACCAUAGGAACGUCUGUUAAUGUUACUGCUCUCACUGCUGGAGUGCAGUACCUCUUCACGGUCACUGCAGUGGCUGGAGAUAACACAACUGUAGGACAGAACAAAACAGUUUCUGAGUAUACAAAGCCUGAACAACCKGUGGACAUUGUGGUUACGGGACGAGGAACCAGUCAGCUGAAYGUGACCUGGACCUUGCGUAACGGGAGUGUGGACUACUACAAAGUGGACAUACUGAAUACUACUUGGAACAAUAUGUCCAGCAUAAUCACAAAGACCAGGGAGGCCAGCCUUGCUGGGUUACAGCCUGGGAGGGUUUAUGAGGUCACAGUGACUGCUGUAGCUGGAGCCUUUAAUAACACGUCUGCUCGGGUCCAGUUAGCCACCAAGCCCAACCCACCUGGACCCCUCAACAUCRCAGAGAGGACAACCAGCUCCCUCGUUGUCCAAUGGACAACCCCGGGUCUAAUGACUGGAGCGCAAGRCAUCUCCUAUAACAUCAGCUACCAGCUUAAUGGGACUGGUUUAGKAGAGAGAAACCAGUCUUCCUCUACCACUGCUCUCAGAAGUAACCUGACCUCUCUGUCCUCUGGGACUUGCUACACCAUCACAGUGAAAACCAUUGGACCRCAGAAUCUAGAAAGCACCAGUGUUUAUACAUCGGAAUGUACCUUGCCCAAACCAGUGGUGAACCUCACAGCCACCCCGUUGUCCAACUCCUCAUGUAGGCUACAGUGGACUGACCCCGUGGAGGUUAAGAACUAYUACACCUAUAGAGUCCAGUACAUAAAGGCUACAGGCCCUGUACCGAAAACAGUCAGUACCAACUUCACACAAGUCAAUGACCUAGAACCUGGGACUGGCUACAACUUCACUGUUACCWCGGUAGCAGCAACGGGAAGCGAAGGAACUCCAGAACGCACGUUCUGUAACACUAAGCCCAACGUGGUCAGUAACCUCACGGUUGAGGGUCUGAACACAACUGCUAUCAGACUUUCCUGGUCCAAGCCGAAUGACCACAAACCAACCUACUCCUAUCUGGUGACCAUCUCCAAGAGUGUGUUAGACAUCAUCUCAACCACGGUCGAGAUGUACACCUUCACCAAUCUCGAUCCUGGGAACUGUUAUAACUGCUCUGUGGUCACGGUCGUCCAGGAUGUUAAGUCUGAUUCAACGGAGAAGAUAAUCUGCACAAAACCUGCGGUGGUGGCAAACCUCAUCGCCAUAGGAACAACAACCAACAUGAGUGUGACCUGGCAUAAACCUAUGGGACAGGUGGACAACUACACCGUUACUAUCUACAAAAACAAUGUGAUGGAGAACAGCCGUCCCAUCACCAACACCUCUGUUUCAGUUGUGUUCCAGAACCUGAGGCCAGGGAAAGUCUAUGUUGUCAAAGUGGCCACCAAUAGUGGACCACUCACUGAGGCACUAAAUGUUACAAAUGCAACGUAUCCCAACCCUCCUGGAAGCAUCAUGGUGGUGGACCAGACCACUGGUUCCAUCAACAUCAGCUGGGCCCGACCCCUGGACAUGGACCUAGGUCAGUACAACUUCUCUGUGUUCCAUCUGGACCGGCAGAACCUGACGGAACACAACUGGAUCCUCCUGAAGAACCUCCAGUCUGGAACACUCUACAACAUCUCUGUGGUAACUGUAGGGCCGUUUGACUACCAGAGCACAGCGGUGACRACGGCCAACUCUACCAGGCCCCAGUCUGUGAUCAGGCUGAUUGAGGCAGGAAUCACAACCACCAGUGUGACUCUAGUCUGGUUUCAACCAGAGAGCAAACCAGGCUACUCCUUCAGAGUGGAGGUCACCAACAGGUCUGUCACCACAAACACCACCAUGAAAACCAUCCCCGGGAUACAGUCUGGGAGCAACUACAACACCAACAUCACCGGGCUACAGUCUGGGAGCAACUACACCUUUACAGUGACAACACUCACAGGGGACGGCACCAUGGCAACCCCGGUGACGGUGUCUUAUUUUACAAGACCAUUCGCCGUUAGUGGUUUGGUAGCCUCUACAGUGAACACAACCACUGUGAACCUGACCUGGACCAAACCACCUCAGUACCAGAGUGGUUACACAUACCGUAUCCAGACUGAGGGGUGCGUGUCUGCUCCCACAAACCGCACCACGGAGACAGGAGAGGGGGACCUCAUCUCAGAACUCACACCAGGAACCAGAUGCACCUUCAGUGUUUCCGUCAAGGCACUGAACAGCAUAGAGGGAGAAUCCGUCUCAACCUCUCAGUACACAAAGCCUGAGUCUGUCAAUACGUUCAUCGACAACAAUGGUAGCAACAGUACCAUAGUGGUGCGCUGGGAAGCACCCAGAGGAAACGUAGAGCAUUAUAUAGUCAAUCUGAACAAGGUCCUUUUCUCAGAUUGGCUGAACUCCAGCAUUCGGUCAACAUCCUUCCUUAACCUGUCAGCUGGCAGAAAGUACACAGCCGUGGUGACCACUAUCAGUGGGCCCUUCAACGCUUCAUCAGAACCUGCAACUACAGCAACUUAUCCCAACCAGCCUGGGCCCAUCCUGGUCUUGGAGAAGACCACUAGUUCUAUCUCUGUGGAGUGGGGUGAAGCUCCUCUGAUGGCCAACACCACCUUCAGUUACCUAAUGACCUACCUGUCAACGCAGCUAGACAACAAGAUGGUCCCUCUGACAAACACCAGUCGCACACUGCCCAAUCUGUCCUCUGGAACACCCUACAAUAUCUCUGUGGCUACAGUGGGAGUGCUAGAGUUCCAGAGUGAGAAGGUCUGGAGCAGUUUGGUCAUGACCACGAUCAAUGUUCCUGGUAGUCUGUAUAAUUUCACCGUGACAACAGAGACAGCUGACGGAACAAAGGGAGCUCCAGUCUCAAACUCCAGAUGCACCAAUGCCAGCCCUGUGUCCAACCUGAAGUGUGACUCUCCUAACGGCCCCAAGGUGACCCUGUCCUGGACCAAACCCAAAGGUCUGAAACAGGGCUUCCAGAUCACUGCUUAUGAAACCAACCAACUCCCCCAGGGCCAGGUACACUAUAACACUAGUGGUGACUGUAUGCCAGCCUGUGGCCACACAAUAUCUGACCUUAAGCACAGUACAGACUACACCCUGACUGUAACCACUCUGGGCUGUGGGAGCUCCAGCACMAUCCAAAUCCUCACCUGCAAGACUGGCAUUAAUGCUGUCAUCGGUGUGGCUGUCGGGGUAACGAUUGGAGUUUUUGCCAUCCUCUUCAUCAUCACCAUUGGCUUAAUCAUCCACUGGAGGAGACAAACCAAGAAAGACACUUCAGACAUCCAGAUUCACUCCAUGAGAGCUAAAGUAAGCGUGGCCGUGAGGGUGGAGGACUUUGAGGCUUAUUACAAGAGGCAGAAAGCAGACUCCAACUGUGGUUUCGCCGAGGAGUUUGAGGACCUGAAGCCAGUGGGAACAGCCCAAGCUAAACGCAGCGCUGAAGCMCCGGAGAACAAGUCUAAGAACCGCUACAACAAUGUGCUUCCCUAUGAGUCCUCUAGAGUGAAACUGUCCAUCCAUGGGAGUCCAUUCGACGACUACAUCAAUUCUAACUACAUCCCGGGUUACAACUCCAGGAAGGAGUUUAUUGCGGCCCAAGGUCCUUUGCCCGUCACCGUCAAUGAGUUCUGGAGGAUGAUCUGGGAGAAGAACGUCCAGACUCUGGUCAUGCUGACACGCUGUAAUGAACAGGGACGAGUGAAAUGUGAGAAAUACUGGCCAUCUGAGACCAAUCACUUUCAGAAUAUCACCGUGACAACAACCUCUGAAAUCGCCCUAGAAGACUGGACCAUCAGGGAUUUUGAYGUAAAAAAUGUGAAGACAGCAGAGACACGCUCGGUGCGUCACUUCCACUUCACAGCCUGGCCGGACCAUGGCGUCCCCGAGACCACGGAGCUGCUCAUCAACUUCAGACACCUGGUCCGAGAACACAUGGACCAGUACUCACGCCAYUCCCCCACCGUCGUCCACUGCAGUGCGGGUGUGGGUCGUACCGGUACCUUCAUAGCCAUCGACCGGCUGCUCUUCCAGAUAGAGAGGGACAGUAUGGUKGACGUGUACGGCACCAUCCACGACCUGCGCAUGCACCGGCCCCUCAUGGUUCAGACCGAGGACCAGUAUUUGUUCCUAAACCAGUGUGCCAUAGACAUAAUCCGAUCCAGAACUGGAACCAACGUGGACUUAAUCUACCAGAACACGGCUGCACUCUCCAUCUACGAGAACGUAGAACCCAGGAAAGAUACAGMUAAGAAUGGCUACCAUAACACAUAGGCCUCACGUCCACUGCUCCGUCUCUCCCAUCCUCCUGGCUCAGUCAGACAGGCCUGUUAGAGAAGGGUUUAGAAAAGGGAUUGUGCACUCUCACUGAUCAUGUUGCCUUACACUGUAGUCUUUUUUUUUUUAUCAAACUGGUUUUCUAGUAUUUAUUUGGUCACGUUUUAUGAUAGUUGGAAAAAUAACAUGGAAGAUAACGGUUUGUUGAGAGGAACGGAUGCACAAAUUCCAUCCGAAGACCAAUAAUGGAAUGUACAUCAAAUUAUAUUUUAGAGAUGUAAUUCUUAUAUUUCCAUAUUUGUAUAUUGCUGCUACUUCCGAAUAUCUGCUUACUCUUUUUUUAUGAUUGUAAUGCCAAUGUUUUAAGAAAUUAUGUGUGGUUAAACUGAAUGUGCCAUACCUUUGUAAUUGAAAUCAAAGGUUUAUAUAUUAAUAUAAUAAUGUAAUGCAGAUGUAGAUUAUUGUUAAAUGAGACCAAUGUUAUGUUGAAAUGUAUCUCCAGCUUUAGGUAUAGGAUCAGCACCCAACAUAACUGUCCUAAAAAAUGUCAUACGAAACAACCUCCCCUCUCUUCUGUGCCCUCUCAAGUCUCCAAUAAGUGGUGUAAUACAUUUGUAUUUGUAUUUUUAUGGAUCCUCAWUAGCUGMUGCCAAGGCAGAAACUACUCUUUCUGGGGCCCGGCAAAAUUAAGGCAGUUAUACAAUUUUUUWAACAUUACAAUACAUUCCUUUUUAUGUGACAGGAUAAGCACAAUGCACUGUUUUAGAGGAAACGAGAACUACUCCUGACAAUAGGCCUAUGAAUAUAUUAUUUAAURUUAGAUGUUCAAAGUUAAAUGUUAACCUUUCACUCCAGAUAAUUUUGAUAUCUAAACAAGUUUAAAAUGAGGAUUUUYGUGAGAACUUUUGUGCUUCCUAUGCCUUGUUCUGCAUAAUGCACCGGAUGCAUUUAGGUUUUUACACUGUAGCUUUUUAUAUUCUCCUAUUGAUGUUUUAUUAUGGUUGGUGUAAAUAUUCUUAUGAUCAUGAGAAAUGAUUGCGAAACUGCUGUGAGAGCCUGUGGUCCUCCUCCGCUGUUAAAACCCACUUUGUGCAAUAGCAAAUUCCCAUUCACACGUCAGKCUGUAAACUCAGCUCCUCUCUCAGUAACUCGGAGGUUACACAUUAUGAAAUGUCUCCCUACUGUUUGUUGUUUCCCUAAUGUAUGUUCUAUAGAAAGUGGUUCACGUAAUGCUGUGCAUACUGUCUAUCUGUGAUGCUUCUAUCAUAGGAGCAGGAAAACGUUUUUCCCAUGAGGCGAUUUCCCCUUUUUSUAACUAUGUGGUUAUAUAUACUGUACGCAUGGGCCCAGUCCAAAACAAACCUCUACUCCCUAAAGAACAGGAUUGGUUAAAUCAAUGACGGUAUUGGUUCUGCCUAGCUAACUACACAGGUGACCAUAAAGGCCUAAGGACUAUGGAUAUAAGGGGUGUUUCUGGACAUAGGUCAUAGAUUUACAAAGCAGCUGUGAUUGAUUAAAUGUAAAGCCACUAUGCUGAUAUUGUUUUCCUGUCUUUGUAUCACAAUGCACAUUGCUUAAGUUCUUCAAAGCACUUCUUCCUAUUGAUAAUAUAACUCAGUGGAGCUCAUAAGCAAAGCAGACUCCGCCAAUAGUCUUCCUCAAGAGUUUUAGGAUUYUUUUUACGAUGCUGUGUGAGAUACUAUGUGAUGCUUGCUGGUACAAUGCAAAUGAGGAAAAGGUGAAGAUUUUUGUAUCCUUCCGUCGGUCAAUACUGUGAUUAAAAAUGUUAUACUUUUCUCUCUA
Salvelinus sp. IW2-2015 is the source of this 6175-nucleotide messenger RNA. NCBI's taxonomy places the organism in Eukaryota, Metazoa, Chordata, Actinopteri, Salmoniformes, Salmonidae. The record is from RefSeq and is a predicted model, not a curated record.